AUGGCAACCAAGCUUCUGGCCACUUGGGCCUUGGCUCUUCAGUAUACGAACCUCACUCAGCCCGUGACCGACAUGGCAGUCAAGAGUAUCUACAACUGGGCCGGUUGUGCUAUUGGAGGAUACGCUCUUCCUCCAGCGGGUGUUGCAUAUGAUGCUUUAAGUCCAAUGCUCCCAAGCAACGCAGGGAAUUCUUCUAUUCUGGGAUCUAAUGCCUUUGUCGAUAUUCAAACGGCAGCUCUAGUCAACGGUAUUGCUUCGCAUGUCGAUGACUAUGAUGACACGCAUGCCGAUACCCCCGUGCACCCAUCUGGACCUGUACUAUCUGCCCUGCUGGCUGUUGCCGAGUGGAAGGCUCCAAUCUCUGGUGAAGACUUCCUUACAGCCUUUGUCGCUGGAGUGGAGGCAGAGUGCAAGCUUGGAAUCUCUGUCUAUCCUGAGCAUUAUGACAUUGGAUGGCACAUCACCAGCACGACCGGCUCCGUGGGUGCGGCUGUUGCGGUUGGCAAACUCCUAGGUCUCGACCUUGAGAAGCUUCAGCACGCAAUCAGUAUCGCCGCGGCGCAAGUUAUUGGAAUGCAUGAGUCCUUUGGUACUGAUACAAAGCCUUUCCAUGUCGGUCGCGCUGCCCAGUCCGGUCUUCUAGCAGCAGUGCUGGCCCAGAAUGGAUUCGGUGGCUCGCUGGAAGGGCUAGAGGCAGAGCGUGGCUGGGCUAAUGUUGUGAGCACUCGCAACAAUGUGACGAAUGAGUUCACCACGUUGGGUGAUGUUUGGGAAAUGACGAAGAACACAUUCAAGCCAUUCCCCUGUGACCGAAUUAUCCACGCCGCCAUUGAUGGUUGGAUUCAGAUCCAUCACCAAGCUGUAGAGAAGAAGCUUGAUCUCACCGGCAUCGUGAAUGCAACUGCUCGCACCAACCCCAAGGUGCUGUUCUUGACAGACAACCCUGAGCCAAAGACUGGGCUUGAUGGAAAGUUCAGUGUUUAUCAUGCUGCUGCUGUCUCCUUGCUCUUUGGUGAAGCCACCCCAGUCCAAUUUAUGGACGAAGCUGUCAAAAACUCCACUGUUGUGGAUCUUCGUGAGAAGGUAUUUGUCACUUCGGACGAUGCUGUAAGUGAGCAUGAGGCUUUUGUCACUGCUGAGUUCAAAGACGGUACCAAAUUGAAGGUCCACGUCAAGGAGGCGUUGGGAAGCAUCAAAAAGCCGUUGUCGGCUAAGCAGCUCGAGGAAAAGUUCCUCGAGCAUGUAAGUAACCAUAUUGGGAUGGAACGGGCUCAGAAAGCUUUCACUGGGUUCUCUGAGAUUGCCAACUCUAGUGAUGUUGCGCAGAUUUUGCUUAAGUUGAAGAAAUAA
Messenger RNA from Penicillium manginii, 1350 nucleotides. RefSeq names its product MmgE/PrpD family protein. The record is from RefSeq and is a predicted model, not a curated record. Gene Ontology annotation, molecular function: lyase activity. Bases 1 to 1350 code for a protein of 449 amino acids. The transcript has 2 exons. Lineage: Eukaryota; Fungi; Ascomycota; Eurotiomycetes; Eurotiales; Aspergillaceae.